Molecule: messenger RNA, 4252 nt
Organism: Laetiporus sulphureus 93-53
Lineage: Eukaryota; Fungi; Basidiomycota; Agaricomycetes; Polyporales; Laetiporaceae
Exons: 13
Coding region: 123-3764 (1213 amino acids)
Biological process (GO): mRNA splicing, via spliceosome
Cellular component (GO): U2 snRNP; nucleus
Molecular function (GO): U2 snRNA binding; protein binding
Source: RefSeq, a predicted model, not a curated record
CUUACAAGUUCACCAGCAGGCUUGCAGCUCUUCUUUUGCGAUCUCUUUUCUACUACCCUGUGCAGCACGCGGCUUUUACGACCUCGCUGUUUGUCGCGUUCUCUUUGUAUUCUGCUUUUCCCAUGCAUCUCUAUAAUUUGACGCUACAGCCUCCCACAGCAAUUACGCAUGCAAUUGCAGGGAAUUUCUCUGGAUCUAGACAGCAGGAAAUUAUCGUCUCUCGUGGCACUCGUCUGGAACUGUUACGCCCGGAUGUGCAGAGCGGCAAAAUCUCGACCGUAAUUGCGAGCGACGUCUUUGGGUCAAUCCGAUCUCUCGCUGCAUUUCGUCUGACCGGCGGGACCAAGGAUUACGCCAUCGUAGGGUCCGACUCUGGCCGUAUCGUCAUCCUCGAAUAUGACCCGAAGACAACCAGCUUCGUCAAGGUGCACCAGGAGACGUUUGGAAAGUCCGGGGCUCGUCGCAUCGUACCCGGUCAAUACCUCGCUACCGACCCCAAGGGACGAAGUGUGAUGAUAUCCGCCGUUGAGAAGGCGAAACUCGUCUACAUUCUCAAUCGGGAUGCAGCUGCGAAUCUGACUAUCUCCUCCCCGCUCGAAGCCCACAAGAACAACUCCAUCAUUCACCACAUUGUCGGCUUGGAUGUCGGCUUCGACAAUCCGAUGUUCGCUGCUCUUGAAGUAGAUUACUCUGAGUCGGACCAGGACCCUACAGGAGAAGCAUUCAACAAUGCCGAGAAGAUGUUGACUUACUACGAGUUGGAUCUCGGUCUCAACCACGUCGUUCGCAAAUGGAGCGAGCCCACCGAUCCUAGAGCAAAUUUGCUCGUGCAGGUUCCUGGAGGCCAAUUGGCCUCGUCUGACCGUUAUGACGGGCCUUCUGGUGUGUUGGUGUGCUGCGAAGACCAUAUUAUUUACCGACAUAUGGAUGCGCCCCAGCACCGUGUCCCUAUACCGCGAAGACAGCAUCCUCUUGCAGAUCCUAACCGCGGACUCAUCAUUACGGCAGCAGUCAUGCACAAAAUGAAGGGAGCGUUCUUCUUCCUCCUUCAGAGCGAGGAGGGUGACCUGUACAAGGUCACAAUUGAGCACGAAGAACAGGAAGUAAAGGCCUUGAAGAUCAAGUAUUUCGACACGGUCCCUGUGGCCUCGAGCCUGUGCAUUCUCAAGUCUGGCUUCCUGUUCGUUGCAGCGGAGUUUGGCAAUCACUACCUCUAUCAAUUUCAAAAACUGGGUGAUGAUGACAACGAACCUGAGUUCUCAUCUGCGAACUACCCGUCAUUCGGUAUGGCGGAACCCUCCUCUCCUCUUCCGCAUCCAUUUUUCAAGCCUCGCCCUCUGGACAACCUGGCCCUCAUUGACGAGAUGGAUUCGCUCUGCCCUAUUCUUGACUCGAAGGUUUUGAAUCUACUGCCAAACUCGGACACGCCCCAGAUUUUCGCUGCCUGUGGUCGUGGGGCAAGGAGUUCGUUCAGGAUGCUCCGUCAUGGUUUGGAAGUAGAGGAAGUCGUCAGCUCUGAUUUACCUGGUAUCCCGAAUGCGGUCUGGACGACGAAGUUGAAGGAAGAUGAUCCGUACGACUCAUACAUCAUUCUGUCUUUCGUGAACGGCACCCUUGUCCUCUGCAUUGGCGAGACUAUCGAGGAAGUCCAGGAUACCGGCUUCCUCUCUUCAGCGCCCACGCUCGCCGUGCAGCAGAUCGGCUACGAUGCUCUGCUCCAGGUACAUCCGCAUGGUAUUCGACACGUCCUAAGUGACAAGCGCGUGAACGAAUGGAGAGUACCGUCUGGCAGGACCAUCGUUGCCGCCACGACAAACAAGCGGCAGGUCGUGGUUGCGCUAAGCACAGGAGAGCUGGUCUACUUCGAGCUGGAUCUGGAUGGGCAACUCAACGAGUAUCAGGAUCGUAAGGCGAUGGGUAGUACAGUGCUAGCUCUCAGUAUCGCGGAGGUGCCGGAAGGACGGCAGCGGACGCCUUACUUGGCUGUCGGUUGUGAGGACCAAACUGUACGCAUUGUGUCGCUCGAUCCAGAGAGCACGCUUGAGACGAUCAGUCUGCAAGCACUGACGGCGCCGCCCUCCUCCAUCUGCAUCGCCGACAUGCUCGAUGCCGGUAUCAACAAGGCGCAGCCGACGACAUUCGUCAACAUCGGUUUGCAGAACGGUGUGCUUCUGCGUACUGUGCUGGACCCAGUGAACGGUCAGCUUACGGACACUCGUACUCGGUUCCUUGGCACCCGUCCCAUCCGCCUCCUCCGGGUGCUUGUUCAGCAGAACCCGGCCAUCCUGGCUCUGUCCUCGCGGUCAUGGCUGAAUUACACGUAUCAGAACCUCAUGCACUUCACUCCCCUAAUUUUCGAGAACCUGGAUUAUGCGUGGAGUUUCUCCGCGGAGCUUUGUCCUGAGGGGUUGAUUGGAAUCUCGGGGAGCGUCUUGAGGAUUUUCCAGGUACCGAAGCUCGGCACAAAGCUGAAGCAAGAUGCCAUUCCCCUGUCAUACACUCCACGGAAAUUUAUCCCUCAUCCUACGAAUGGACUGUUCUAUCUUAUCGAGGGCGACCACCGUGUUAGAAGUGAUGCGGCUGCCGCGAAAGAGCUGCAGAAGCUGCGCGAACAAGGCAAAAUGAUCGAUGAGGACGUGGUGAAUCUCCCGCCAGAGGUUUUCGGUCGACCAAAAGCGCCGGCGGGAACAUGGGCAUCGUGCAUUCGCAUCAUCAACCCGGUGGAUGCGAAAACGGUCACCGUCAUCCCGCUGGACAACAACGAGGCAGCGUUCUCGAUCGCUGUCGUUCCAUUUGCUGUACGUGGUGGCGAGCUUCAUCUUGUUGUUGGUACGGCACAGGAUACGUUCCUGGCUCCCCGUUCCUGUACAAGCGGAUUCUUACGGACCUACCGGUUCAUCAAUGACGGGCAGGACUUGGAGCUAUUGCACAAGACAGAGACGAAUGAUGUCCCCCUUGCAAUAAUGGCUUUCCAGGGGAAGCUCGUCGCUGGUGUCGGCAAGGCGCUUCGGCUGUACGACAUGGGUAAGAAGAAGCUUCUGCGAAAGGUGGAAAACAAAAAUUUCUCGUCUGCGAUCGUCACUCUCAAUACACAAGGCUCACGCAUCCUCGUUGGAGACAUGCAGGAGUCUGUCUUCUAUGCUGUAUACAAGGCGCCAGAAAACCGGCUGCUCGUCUUUGCUGAUGACAUGCAGCCUCACUGGAUAACUGCGACGACCAUGGUGGAUUAUAACACCGUCGUCGCCGGUGAUCGCUUCGGCGACGUAUUCGUCAACCGGCUCGACCCGAAAAUAUCGGACCAGGUAGAUGACGAUCCUACUGGCGCAGGCAUCUUGCAUGAGAAGGGCAUCCUGGCGGGCGCACCGCACAAGACGCAAAUGCUAGCACACUUCCACGUCGGGGACAUCGUGACGUCGAUCAAUAAAGUCUCGUUGGUUGCAGGUGGUCGCGAAGUACUACUGUAUACCGGCCUUCACGGUACGAUCGGCAUCCUCGUGCCGUUCGUGUCGAAGGAAGACGUGGACUUCAUCUCGACACUCGAGCAGCACAUGCGGACGGAGCAACUAAGCAUAGUCGGCCGUGAUCACCUGGCAUGGAGGGGUUAUUACGUGCCGGUGAAGGCGGUGGUAGAUGGGGAUCUGUGCGAGACGUUUGCGCGACUGCCGGCGAACAAACAAAGUUCGAUUGCGAAUGAGCUGGAUAGGACGGUCGGGGAGGUGCUGAAGAAACUGGAGCAGCUGCGUGUAACGGCGAGUGGAUUCUGAUUGCGGCGAGCCAUUCUCGUGCUGUGCGUAAAAUGUAUUAUAUUGCUGAUAAGUACAGAUUAGCUACUGAGUUGAUGCGAAUUUCUGCUAGCUUCUCUAUUCAAAGGUAGCGCUGGUUUAGUAUGUCAAGUUUGCGAUUGCUUCACGGUAUCCUCAAGGGAUCUGCCUGCCGCUGGGUGUUCAUUCUGUCUUACUACGCCCUCUUGAAGCUUGACUGUGCGUCACUGACGCGUUCAGGAUGUAUGCGCGACCUCGUUGAUCGACAUGACUUGCUUCCUCUGGUGUCAUUCUCCAUCAUCGUCUGUCAAAGUGGGCUCGCGCACGUAUAAGAUGGCGACAUCCCUCACGCCGUGUCUCACCCUUCUUCCACUUCCCCAAGUAUGAUUGCUGCUGUUCUCCGGCCCGCACCCCACAGUGUGGCUUUGCUCAAGCGCACCAGUGCACUAUACCAGCCUACGCGUUCGCUGAUCACGCUUAGGGACCACAAG